AUGCCUUCACUCGGUGACGACGACGACCCCGUCACGGCAGAAUACGACGUCUACAUCACCGCCUCAUCCCCGCAGUCCCAGACCUACCUCCUCCAGUACCCCAACCGCAACCGCCUACAACCCUACAAUGCCCGCUCGAACGCCAAGCCGCUCGAGCUGCGCAUCAAGCCCUCGUCCGGCUUUCUCGAGAUCGACGUGCCCAUGAACGUCUACGCGAACUUCGACAAGACAAAGGGCAUCAAAUGGGGCGAGGCAAUGCUCAAGACCAGCCACAACGGUGGCAGCAGCAACUUUGGGCUUGCCGCCGGCUUUGCGAGGCCCAGAGAGACUGGCGCAGCGGCUAGGAGGGCUAGGGCAAGGGGUGGGGAGGAGGAAGAUGAAGAAGGGCCCGACGAGGAGAUUGACAGGCACUUGGAGAACUUCGAGGACGCGAACAGUAAGGGACAUGUCAUGAACAAGCAGACGCUGGGCGGGCAGAUCUUGAAAGAAGAGAGUGGAAAGCCGAUCUACAUGCUCGGUGCUUUUCGUGGGAAGGAGCUUCAUUUAACGAAAGUCACCGGGCUGGUCCAGAUGCGCCCGCAGUUCCACCAUCUCGACGCCUCGUCCCAUGUCGAAUCGGCCGCUCGCCGACGUGAGCGCGAAGCUGCCGAGCCGCCUCGGGACACUCAGCCCCGGGCGGUGCAAAUGUCAGUGAAACAAAACGAUACAGACGGCCCUACUGGGAUUACCACAAAAGAUUACUUGCAAGCCGCGCAGCAGGAGCCGUGGACAAAGCUGAGGUACCAUGAUGAGGAUACGGACGAAGCAUACGGCAUAUACCACGACAAGCUCUUCAUCCACGAUACCGAGGGCGCCUCUCAGCUCAAGUCCUCCAUGACCAAUGAGGAAUACCUCGAUGCCAUCAGCGCGCCGCGCCACGAUCCCAGUGGGCGAUCGAAGAAGAAGCCCCUAACCAAGAAGCAAAUGCAGGUCAUUGAGGAAUCCGAGGGCUCAGAGGAUGAUCCCGAGGAGGUACCGCCACCACAAGACCCCGCUACUUCUGGAGAGCAGAAUGAUGCUGAAAUGGCCGAUGGUAGCGAUGGCGCUCAGGCCACACCAGGUGCUGAAAGAUGA
Messenger RNA from Coniosporium apollinis CBS 100218, 1113 nucleotides. RefSeq lists its product as uncharacterized. The record is from RefSeq and is a predicted model, not a curated record. Gene Ontology annotation, cellular component: RNA polymerase III complex; nucleus. Gene Ontology annotation, biological process: DNA-templated transcription. Lineage: Eukaryota; Fungi; Ascomycota; Dothideomycetes. The transcript has 4 exons. The coding region runs from base 1 to 1113 and encodes 370 amino acids.